Messenger RNA from Pan troglodytes (chimpanzee), 2877 nucleotides. RefSeq names its product mitochondrial ribosomal protein L39 (gene MRPL39). NCBI's taxonomy places the organism in Eukaryota, Metazoa, Chordata, Mammalia, Primates, Hominidae. Bases 355 to 1263 code for a protein of 302 amino acids. Gene Ontology annotation, cellular component: mitochondrion. The record is from RefSeq and is a predicted model, not a curated record. The transcript has 11 exons. Gene Ontology annotation, molecular function: RNA binding; nucleotide binding.
GGUUUCCGGGGGAGGAGGGCGGAGAAGGACUUGCGCGCGACGGUUCUCACCGCUGCUAUGGAGGCGCUGGCCAUGGGUUCCCGGGCGCUGCGGCUCUGGCGGGUCGCACCCGGUGGCGGGAUCAGCUGGAACCCUGUCGAACCGACCACUUUGUUCACCUUCCCAAUGACUCUAGUCCAGUUUUGACUCCGUUUCCUGGUUACUUUUUGCCCCUUAUUGUAAAGCACCGAUUGGAAACACGACACAGGAAAUUGGUGGGAAAUAGCGAUCUGAUGUGAAAGAGCCAAAUUUAAAAGUAGAGGAUUUAUAGCAACAUCGCCAGCUUCUCAGCUGUCACCGUCAGAAUUGACAGAAAUGCGGAAUGAUCUCUUUAAUAAAGAGAAAGCCAGGCAGUUAUCAUUAACUCCCCGAACUGAGAAGAUAGAAGUUAAGCAUGUUGGGAAAACUGACCCCGGUACUGUCUUCGUGAUGAAUAAAAACAUUUCAACUCCCUACAGUUGUGCCAUGCAUUUAAGCGAGUGGUAUUGCAGGAAGUCCAUUCUGGCUCUGGUGGAUGGACAGCCUUGGGACAUGUAUAAGCCUUUAACAAAGUCCUGUGAAAUUAAAUUUCUUACUUUCAAAGAUCGUGAUCCAGGAGAAGUGAAUAAGGCAUAUUGGCGUUCCUGUGCUAUGAUGAUGGGCUAUGUGAUAGAGAGGGCAUUCAAAGAUGAAUAUAUGGUCAAUUUGGUCAGAGCUCCAGAAGUUCCUGUAAUUUCUGGUGCCUUCUGUUAUGACGUAGUUUUGGAUAGCAAACUUGAUGAGUGGAUGCCAACAAAAGAGAACUUACGUUCCUUCACAAAGGAUGCUCAUGCUUUAAUUUAUAAAGAUCUUCCAUUUGAAACUCUGGAAGUUGAAGCAAAAGUGGCAUUGGAAAUAUUUCAACACAGCAAGUACAAAAUAGAUUUCAUAGAAGAGAAGGCAUCUCAGAACCCUGAGAGAAUAGUCAAGCUACACAGAAUAGGUGACUUCAUUGAUGUGAGUGAGGGCCCUCUUAUUCCAAGAACAAGUAUUUGUUUCCAGUAUGAAGUGUCAGCAGUUCACAAUCUUCAACCCACCCAGCCAAGUCUCAUACGAAGAUUCCAGGGUGUGUCUUUACCUGUUCACUUAAGAGCACAUUUUACAAUAUGGGAUAAGCUAUUGGAAAGAUCUCGGAAAAUGAAGCUCAAUCUAGAAGAGACGAUAAUGUAUACACAAGUAAGAAACCAAACGUGGGGCACAAUGUGAAGCACGUUUAUGGAGGAGCUAUAAUCUGCUUUGGGAGUAUGGAGGAGAAAGAUCACUUCUGGCUGUAACCCUUUUUGGAGUUCUUUUACUAUGUGCUUGGCCUGGAUUAAGGGAGCACAUUGCUGAGCUGCCAGCAUUUGAGAAAGGACAGAAUUUUCCUAAGUGGAGACUGGGUAUGAUUGUUGAAGCCUUGCAGCACAGGUGAGAGGGUGAGAUGGGAUGGCAGUGACAUUUGUGGCUGUCUCAUUAGUCAACGCACUCCUUGCAAAGCAAGAACUGGCACCCAAUUCCUUCUCAUUGAUUUUCCCUCUCUGUUGCACUAGGCAGCAGCUGAUAGAUUGGGGUUAGUAUCAGGUCAUUGGUUGGUUGCAGCUUGUGGUAGAACAUAGGGCAGCUGGUUUUGGAGUGGUGGGUCGGGGGAGCGGGGGAAGUCAGGUGUAUUUUAUUGAGGUGGUUAGGAUGGUUUUGGUGAUGAGAGAUGAUGAAACUUCAUUGGAAUUUCAUUGCUGCUUAUCUCCAGAGAGGUCAACCACAAGACAUCUCUUAUCACUUAGCCUAUGUUGCAGACUCUCAUUACAGGGUGAAUAGUGUGUAAACAGAUCCAUAUGUUGCAGGAUUUCUGCUGAGCACCAUUCCUAGUAGCCACAUCAACAGUAGCAUCGUAUAUAAAACCACUACUUCCUCAGAGUUGGUUUAGGAACCACCCGAAUCUGAACUACCUGGUCAGCCUGUUAAAAAUGUAGUGUCCUCAGCUCCAUUACAGUAUUAGAAUCUCUGGGAGUGGGAGCCUGGGAGCUUGGGAACAUGCAUCUUGACAAGCUUCCCAGGUGAGAAUCCUUUGAUCUUCAGUUAUAUGUAGAACUUUUCACUGUGAUGAACUUUUAUUUACCAAAAAUCAUUUCUUUCAGCUUAGUGGUAUAGUGAAAAUGAAAUGUUCACUGUAUUUAAACUCAUUUCUGUUUUUAGACUUGGACUUAGAAAACUAAUGGUGUGAUUAAGUCAGUAAACAUUUGAAAGGGAUAUGAAUAUGUAAGAUGGUGUUUCAUCCCUCAAGGAUAUCACUUCUUCUAUUGCAGUCAUUUAUACCCCAAAGUAAAUAAGGAUAUACUAUGUUAAGUGCUAGUGAACUGGGAAAUCCCUGAGCAUUACAGAGAAGGGCGGAAGAGUGACUGAAUAUAGAGAAGACACCAUUGUGAUGACAUUUGAGGAACCCACCUAAAAAAUUCCAGUACUUGUAUGUCUUAGAUGAAUGAAGACUAAUACUAGUACACUUAGAUUUGUUAAAACACUACAGUAACAGGCCGGGUGUGGUGGCUCACACCUGUAAUCCCAGCACUUUGGGAGGCUGAGAUGGAUGGAUCACCUGAGGUCAGGAGUUCGAGACCAGCCUGGCCAACAUGGUGAAACCCCGUCUCUACUUAAAAUACAAAAAAUUAGCUGGGCGUGGUGGUAUGCACCUGUAAUCCCAACCACUGGGGAGGCUGAGGCAGGAGAAUCACUUGAACCCGGGAGGCAGAGGUUGCAGUGAGCCAAGAUCAUGCCAUUGCACUCCAGACUGGGGGACAAGAGCUAGACUUUGUCUCAAAAAAAAAACCACCAAAAACCAAAACCAAA